AUGGCUGAAGAAGUGAGGACAGAAAACGUUGUUAUCCCCGCCGAAGAAGGCGAACAGCUUAUAAUCCAACCCCUUGGGGCUGGACAAGAAGUUGGGAGAUCAUGUAUUAUGCUUAGCUUUAAAGGAAAGAAAAUUAUGCUUGAUUGUGGUAUUCAUCCGGGGAUGAAUGGCUAUGCUUCUCUACCUUUCUUAGAUUCUGUUGAUGUGGAAGAAAUAGAUUUACUUCUAGUUAGUCACUUUCAUUUAGAUCACUGUGGAGCACUGCCAUUCUUCCUGGAAAAGACAAAGUUCAAAGGUCGUUGCUUCAUGACCCAUGCUUCUAAAGCUAUAUAUAGAUGGUUACUGUCAGAUUAUGUUAAAGUUAGUAAUAUAUCUACAGAUGAUAUGUUAUAUUCAGAAGCUGAUUUAGUUAAUAGCAUGGAUAAAAUAGAAACUGUUAAUUUUCAUCAGGAGACAGAAAUAAAUGGUGUUAAGUUUUGGUGUUAUACGGCUGGUCAUGUGUUAGGAGCAGCCAUGUUUAUGAUUGAAAUCGCUGGUGUUAAGAUAUUAUAUACAGGAGAUUAUUCUCGACAAGAAGACAGACAUUUAAUGGCCGCUGAAUUACCUAAUGUUAGACCAGAUGUUGUUAUUAUUGAAUCAACUUAUGGGGUUCAUAUACAUGAAAAACGUGAAGAUAGAGAAGGGCGUUUUACAGGUUUAGUACAUGAUAUUGUAAACAGAGGAGGAAGAUGUCUUAUACCGGUGUUUGCUCUUGGUAGAGCUCAAGAACUUUUACUUAUAUUAGAUGAAUAUUGGAGUAAUCAUCCUGAAUUACAUGAUAUACCUAUAUACUACGCAUCAUCUUUAGCUAAGAAAUGUAUGAGUGUUUAUCAAACAUAUAUUAAUGCUAUGAAUGAUAAGAUUAAAAAACAGAUCACCAUGAGUAAUCCAUUUGUCUUCAAACAUAUUAUUAACUUAAAGAGUAUGGAACAAUUUGAAGAUAUAGGACCAUCAGUAGUAUUAGCAUCACCUGGUAUGAUGCAGAGUGGUUUAUCACGGGAAUUAUUUGAAGCUUGGUGUACCGAUAAACGUAAUGGUUGUAUUAUAGCUGGUUAUUGUGUAGAGGGAACAUUAGCUAAGCAUAUUCUAUCAGAACCAGAAGAAAUUGUGACAAUGACGGGUCAGAAAUUACAAAUGAAAUGUUCUGUUGAUUAUAUUUCAUUCUCGGCUCACGCAGAUUAUCAACAAACCAGUGAAUUUCUACGAGAAUUAAAACCACCGCAUGUAGUUUUAGUUCAUGGAGAAGCCAAUGAAAUGAGUCGAUUGAAAGCUGCCUUAGUUAGAGAAUAUGAAGAUAAUGAAGAAUACAAGAUGGAUGUACAUAAUCCCCGUAAUACUGUUGGUGUUGAGCUACAUUUUAGAGGAGAAAAAAUGGCUAAAGUUGUGGGAAGUUUAGCUGCACAGAAACCAAAAGAUGGUCAACAGAUAUCUGGAAUAUUAGUGAAAAGAAAUUUUAAUUAUCAUGUGAUGGCUCCUGAAGAUUUACCAAAUUAUACAGAUUUAGCUAUGAGUACAGUAACACAGAGAUUGAGUAUAGCCUACACUGGUACCAUACCAUUAUUACAGUUUUAUCUGACACAGUUAGCUGGGGAUAUGGAACAUAUAAAAGUUAAAGAGAAACCAGCGUUACGAGUAUUUAAAAGUGUUACAAUUAUAUUUGAUUCUACUAGAAUGGUGGUUGUUGAGUGGACUUCAAAUCCAGUAACAGAUAUGUAUGCUGAUGCUGUUGUUACAGUUAUAUUAAGAGCUGAAAGAGAUCCCAUGCCACAAAAAGCUGUACCCCGGGCUAUUCGUGUUGAUAAACAUCAUUUUCAAGAAUGUAUGUUAGAUAUGAUACAAGAGAUGUUUGGUCCGGAUGCUACCAGUAAAUUAAUACGGGGUGAUAAAAUGACUGUAACAGUAGAUGAUAAUACAGCCAUAGUGGAUCUUGAUACUCUGGAAGUAACUAGUGCUAGUGAAUCUCUACAGUCUAUAGUUCAUACAGCAGUUAAUAGAUUACAUCAAGCUGUUACACCAUUAAAAUCAUAACAUCAAGCUGUUACAUCAAGCUGUUACACCAUUAAAAUCAUAGCAUCAAGCUGUCACAUCGAGUUGUUAUACCAAGUUGUUACACCAUUAAAAUCAUAACAUCAAGCUGUUACGCCAUUCAAAAUUAAAAUCAUAAUGUACAUCUCUUAUAGUCAUCAACAAGUGCUUUAUUUCAUACAAUAGAUAAAUGUGAAUCAGGACUAGAAUCAAAUAAUUUCAUCUUAAAAUACUUUAUCUAAAUUGUAAGUUAUUUUCUGUACAUAUUAUGAUCUUCAAAAACAAUAAAUCUGUUAUUUAUCUGUGUAAUAUAACAUGUAGAAAUUAUAAUCCUUUAGAGGCCGUUAGUAAUUGGAUAGAGCAAUAAGUUAUAACACAUACUUAUGGAUUAACAGUUACUAAUAUAUUUGGGUGACAUUGCUUUAAAACUUGGGGGAAAAUACUCUUCAAAACGUUGCCCAAAUAAAUUAGUAUUAUUGUUGUGAAUAAUUGUAUGUGUUAUGGGUACAAAUUGUUAACUUGGUUUAAUGCUCAAAUUCCUGGCAAUAUGAGGUAAACCAACUUUUGAAUUAGCUGUGGCGUUAAUUCAUAUAAUAAUAUCUUGUAUUUUUAACAUCCAGCUUAUGAAUAAGUACACCAUUCCAUUGACUAAUUUGUGUGGUGGUGUAUUAUUACAUCACAGUUCUCAAAUUUUUGUAUAAAAUGUUGUUUAAAAUAAUUUGCCAUGAUUUAUUUUUUUAAAUCACAAAUGGUGGAGAUCAAAAUGAUUUACAUCUUCCAUUCAUUUAUUUUUGACCUUCGAUCAUUUGUAGUAUCAAAUGUCCUUCAUGUGUAUGGUCUUUGUACAUAAAUUCAAAAUCAUCAAUGUGUUGUACAUAUUACAUAUAUCAUAAAAUCUCCAUCAAAAUAAAUUGAUAAAAAGAACA
Molecule: messenger RNA, 2990 nt
Organism: Patella vulgata (common limpet)
Lineage: Eukaryota; Metazoa; Mollusca; Gastropoda; Patellidae
Product: cleavage and polyadenylation specificity factor subunit 3
Exons: 17
Coding region: 1-2067 (688 amino acids)
Biological process (GO): mRNA 3'-end processing by stem-loop binding and cleavage
Cellular component (GO): mRNA cleavage and polyadenylation specificity factor complex
Molecular function (GO): RNA binding; 5'-3' exonuclease activity; RNA endonuclease activity
Source: RefSeq, a predicted model, not a curated record